AUGCCUCCGUCCACCUCACGACUCUUUCAGCCCAUCCGCGUCGGCGAAAUGGAGCUCGCGCAUCGCGUCGUGUUUGGCCCGACGACGCGUUUCCGCGCGAGCAAGGUGCACGUGCCCCUACCGCAUGUCGUGGAGUACUACGAGCAGCGUGCGAGCACGCCCGGGACAUUCAUCGUCACCGAGGCCAACUUCAUUGCACCGUGCGCGGGCGGGAACCGAAACGCGCCGGGCAUCUGGUCGGACGAGCAGAUAUCAGCUUGGAAAACGAUUGUUGACCGUGUUCAUGCCAAGGGAUGCUUCAUGUACCUCCAGCUGUGGGCCACUGGCCGGGCGGCGGAGCCUGACGUGCUUGAAGAGGAGGGCGGGCUCGCCUACGUCUCCGCCUCCAAUGUCCAGCAGAACGACCGCGAUCGCCCGCCACGGGCUUUGACAACAGAAGAGCUUAACGAAUACCUUGAGCUGUAUGCCGUUGCUGCGUCCAACGCUGUGCACAAAGCGGGCUUCGACGGAGUCGACAUCCACGGCGCCAACGGGUACCUGCUGAACCAGUUCUUCAACCCGAAAACCAAUGACAGGAUGGACGAAUAUGGAGGCGCGUCUAUCGAGAACAGGGCCCGGUUUCCGCUGGCAGUGGUCGAGGCGGUGACGAAAGCCGUCGGGCAGAGCAGAACGGGGUUCCGCGUUAGCCCAUGGGGGACGUUUAACGACAUGUACUUUGAAGACCCGAUCCCCACCUACACAUACCUUGUCACCCAGCUCCGUGACCGCUUUCCGGACCUCGCUUACCUCGCCGUCGUAGAGCCGCGCUUCGACGGCGCCCAAGACGUCGCAUUCGUGCCUGAGGGCAGCUCCAACGACUUCAUCCGUGCCAUCUGGGAUCGUCGUCCGCUCAUCAGCGGUGGUGGAUCGACGCGUGCGACGGCGAUCCAAGCUGCGGACGACAAGGGCGACCUCGUCGCGUUUUCGCGGCUGUUUAUAUCCAAUCCCGACCUGCCAUUCCGUUUGCUGCACGAUAUACCGCUCACGAAGGCCGAUCGCGCGUUCUUUUAUUGCCCGGGGAGUGUAGAUCCCAAGGGAUACACCGAUUACCCGUUUGCCUACACCGGUUGA
Messenger RNA from Mycena indigotica, 1110 nucleotides. Its product is annotated as Oxidored-FMN domain-containing protein. Bases 1 to 1110 code for a protein of 369 amino acids. The transcript is spliced from 4 exons. Lineage: Eukaryota; Fungi; Basidiomycota; Agaricomycetes; Agaricales; Mycenaceae. The record is from RefSeq and is a predicted model, not a curated record. Gene Ontology annotation, molecular function: FMN binding; oxidoreductase activity.